Molecule: messenger RNA, 1002 nt
Organism: Anopheles nili
Lineage: Eukaryota; Metazoa; Arthropoda; Insecta; Diptera; Culicidae
Gene: Samtor
Product: S-adenosylmethionine sensor upstream of mTORC1
Exons: 1
Coding region: 1-1002 (333 amino acids)
Biological process (GO): negative regulation of TORC1 signaling
Source: RefSeq, a predicted model, not a curated record
AUGGCUUCCGAGGAACAGCUAGAAUUAUCGGGCCUUAUAAAAUCAGUCCACCAACAGCUUCGCGAUUCAGCAAAACAAAACGACCCAGAAGCCGUGUGGAAGGAGCAUGUCCGCGAUAGAACCUUGUUGCAAUCCUACGCCAACGCCAUGCAUAAAUUGGCCACGUGUUAUUGGGAUCGAACGAUGGAAGUUAGCUGCAAACGGUCAAACAGCCGAAUCGAGUGGGUUGUAGCAUCUUGCCGAAGUUAUUUCUUUGGGCCUACACCAAUGUUGUAUUUAUUUCGCGAAAAGGACGAUAAGGUCAUGCAAGCUAUUGAUAUCGGUUAUAACUUUGGGCAUCAACCUUACACGAUUGAUCGAAUUAAACUUCUCGAUGUGGGGAGCUGUUACGAUCCUUUUGCCGACUUUCCGGAUUUUGAUGUUACGGCGAUCGAUAUCGCACCAGCUCGUCCAUCCGUACGACACUGUGAUUUUCUGGAGGUAGAGCUGAAGACACUCCCUAACCCUCUUCUCUCGGAGGAGCAAAACUCCAUCGAGGCUUUUCCUUAUGCGUACUACGAUGCGGUAGUGUUUAGCUUACUGCUGGAAUAUCUACCGUCAACUGACCAACGGAUGCGAUGCUGCCAAAAAGCAUAUGAUCUACUAAAACCAGAAGGAAUCCUGCUCAUAAUCACCCCAGACAGUCGGCAUCAGGGAGCUAAUGCAAAGCUGAUGAAAAACUGGCGCUAUACGUUGGGUUUGAUAGGGUACUCUAGGAUAAAAAUCGAGAAGCUAGAACACGUGACAUGCAUGGUGUUUCGAAAGUCCAUCUACCCAGCAGUGGGUAAACGAUGGUGUGAUAUACACCGGGAAGCCUAUAUGGAACCCGUUCUAAAUAUUCCUCAGGAUUUUAACGAGUUAAAAAUGGAUCACAGCAGCAACGAUUCAACAUCGACGUUGCCGCGUUCGGAAGUCGACGAUGGAGCAAUAAGGGAUGCUUUCGCAGGACUACCAUUUUGUUGA